This is a messenger RNA of Acaulospora morrowiae, 1281 nucleotides long. The record is from the annotation of a GenBank genome assembly. Lineage: Eukaryota; Fungi; Glomeromycota; Glomeromycetes; Diversisporales; Acaulosporaceae.
AUGUCAGCUCGAGAUGCCCAGUAUGCGUAUUCAUACGCUACACCAAAAAAUCACCAGCAACUUCACCACCAGGCAGCUCAGACGUCGCUACACCACCAGUACACUCAACAAACAAAUCAGUUCACGACCACUCAAGACGGCUUACUAACUCAGACCACCUCUGGAACUCCGAAUCCUCAAUACACGUCUCCGCACAACACCCCGAUUGCGCCGAAUACACCUGGAACGCAAACUCGUCGUUUCAAGACACCCCAGCACACUUCAAUCGCACCGCAAAUACCAUGUACAACGAACCGACAAUACACGACGUCACAACACCCGUCGAUCGCAUCGCCAGCUUUAGACCAUCCGACUUCACCCUUAAACUCGACGCAAUGUAUAUCCGCACCUAACGGUAUAACUUCCUUGAAUUCUAUGUCCACACCACCGUCGAUUCCCACGGGGAUAUCCAGCACUGGUUCGGGAACAACCAUGGUUACGAAUUUUGAAUUACAAGACGUUAUCGCGCAAUUUCAAACUCAGCCUGAACUUCUUAAACUGAUCCUUACCUCAAAGGUCGAGGAGGACAAGAGGAAAGCUGAAGAAGCAAAGUUGCGCGUUAGAGAAUUAGAUUUAAUGCUCUCGGAACGUAACCGACAGAGAAAACAUAUUGAAGAGAUGGAAAAUUCAAAACAUAAUGGGGAUGAACAAGCUAAUAAUGACAUGGAUUAUGAGAAUGAUCACACCAUGGGAGCUUUUUCUGUGUCAGACGGCUCUUUGAAUUACGCGUCGUUUAAUAAUAGUUUAACAUCAUCUGUUCAAAAUCUCACAAACAACUCUUCUUCUAAUACUCCUAUAAUAUCAUCAACUUCUCGACCUAAACCAACGCCUCACCUCAAACCCACACCUAAAGGUAGUCCACCGACAUCACAACUUCAGUUGAAUUCGCAAAAUCUGCUAAUGACGCAGAGUCAAGCAUCAUAUGAUACGGAAGUUGGAUUAAAUGAAGAAGGCAAUAAUACACCGAACAUACGUAAACGUAAACGCCGCGAAAUGCUUCCGGUAACAAUGAUAAUUGAAACCAAGGAGUAUCCUUAUGUGGAUGACUACUUGUGGAAAAAUAAUGGGAACACUACGCAGAGGAAGACGGGAAAUAAGAGUGUCUAUUUCAAAUGUUCCAACAGUAACAAGGGUUGUCCCGUUAAUAAAACUGUGACGGAAAAGGAUGGUGGUUGGACCAUCAAAUAUCGAGGUCAUCAUCUGGAAGAAUGCGGUAAGAUCAAGCGGAUUGUUCAAAAUUAG